Molecule: messenger RNA, 3627 nt
Organism: Macaca mulatta (Rhesus monkey)
Lineage: Eukaryota; Metazoa; Chordata; Mammalia; Primates; Cercopithecidae
Gene: KCNMB2
Product: potassium calcium-activated channel subfamily M regulatory beta subunit 2
Biological process (GO): potassium ion transport; detection of calcium ion
Cellular component (GO): membrane; voltage-gated potassium channel complex
Molecular function (GO): calcium-activated potassium channel activity; potassium channel regulator activity
Source: RefSeq, a predicted model, not a curated record
CUUCAGUGGGCUUUUCACUACCUUUAGUUAGUUGCACUAGGCUGGUUGCUAUUUACUUUGCAUGGUUGACUGCUCUCUUCCCACAUUGUGUGCCAGGAAGGGCACUGCACCUUGGUACAAACACUGCUGGGCACCUUUCUGUUUUCCUUCUUUGCUUCAUCCUAUACAAGUAUGCAGUACACUCUUGGGUUGUUUCAUGAGCCCUGGGGGCACGUUGGAAGGAACUGAGAGAAAGAGCAACAAAGCGGCGAGUGGUGUGACAGGGCAGCAUGCACUGUGGGUCUUUUUGCCAUUCCUCCAGGACAUCCACCGUAAGGAAAGGAGACCCUGGACCAACAUUCUCUAAGAUGUUUAUAUGGACCAGUGGCCGGACCUCUUCAUCUUAUAGACAUGAUGAAAAAAGAAAUAUUUACCAGAAAAUCAGAGACCAUGACCUCCUGGACAAAAGGAAAACAGUCACAGCACUGAAGGCAGGAGAGGACCGAGCCAUUCUCCUGGGACUGGCCAUGAUGGUGUGCUCCAUCAUGAUGUACUUUCUGCUGGGAAUCACACUCCUGCGCUCAUACAUGCAAAGCGUGUGGACUGAAGAGUCUCAAUGCACCUUGCUGAAUGCAUCCAUCACGGAAACAUUUAAUUGCUCCUUCAGCUGCGGUCCAGACUGCUGGAAACUCUCUCAGUACCCCUGCCUCCAGGUGUACGUUAACCUGACUUCUUCCGGGGAAAAGCUCCUCCUCUACCACACAGAAGAGACAAUAAAAAUCAAUCAGAAGUGCUCCUAUAUACCUAAGUGUGGAAAAAAUUUUGAAGAAUCCAUGUCCCUGGUGAAUGUUGUCAUGGAAAACUUCAGGAAGUAUCAACACUUUUCCUGCUAUUCUGACCCAGAAGGAAACCAGAAGAGCGUUAUCCUAACCAAACUCUACAGUUCCAACGUGCUGUUCCAUUCACUCUUCUGGCCAACCUGUAUGAUGGCUGGAGGUGUGGCAAUUGUUGCCAUGGUGAAACUUACACAGUACCUCUCCCUACUCUGUGAGAGGAUCCAACGGAUCAAUAGAUAAAUGCAAAAGUGGAUAAAAUAAUUUCUUUUAAAGCUCAAAUACUGUUUUCUUCCAUUCUUCACCAAAGAACCUUAAGUUUGUAAUGUGCAGUCUGUUAUGAGUUCCCUAAUAUAUUCUUAUAUGUAGAGCAAUAAUGCAAAAGCUGUUCUAUAUGCAAACAUAAUGUCUUUAUUAUUCAAGAGAAUAAAUAACUGUUUUGUGUUGGUUGGUGGUUUUCAUAAUCUCAUUUCUGUACUGGAACUAGUACUUUCUUCUCUCAUUCUGCCAAAAUAGGGCUCAGUUAUUCAUUUGCCAAGCUUUGUGGAGGAAUGUAGGUGACAUCAAUGUGAAAAAGUCUGUGUUCUGAGUUGUCAGAUCUCUUGAAGACAAUAUUUUUCAUCACUCAUUGUUUACUAAAGCUACAGCCAAAAAUAUUUUUCUUUUCUUAUUCUAAACUGAGCCCUAUAGCAAGAGAAAGGACCAGACUUCCUAAUUAAAGGAAGUUAGGUACUUUCCUUGUAUUUUUUACCAUAUCACUGUAAAGAAGAGGGGAAACCCAGCCAGCUACUUUUUUUCAUCACUUUUUAUUCAUAACUUCAGAUUUUUAAAACUGAUUUCCAAAAUACAAGCUGUUUUCAUUAGCCAAUUCUAUAAUAUCUUCCUGUGAUUUAUGUAGAAAAUGAACAGACCCCUUUUCCAUUUAAGACCCUUCUACUGUGUGAAGAGAUGAUAUCUACAAGGAGUAUCAUUACCUGUGAGUUGACUGAAUGUUGGUAGGUGCUCCAUUACAAUCCAGAAAAGCCUGUGUUACUGAUAGUUUGUGGAAAUCUUUAUUUCAUUUCAAUUUACCUGUUAGAUGGUAAAAUUAAGAUGCUACUUGCUGGUAAAAAUUGGUGGACUGGUUUCAAUGGGUAAAUCUGUUGUAGCAAAUUAAUGUGUUGGAAUAUUGCUCUUUGGGAAUUUGUGUUUAAUUUAAUGAAUGUGUAGUAUCUCCUUCUGACAAGUGUUCCCUAUUGGAAUUUUAAAGCUAUGUGCACAGAAUACUAGUCUCUUCUACAUGUUUUAUUUUUCUAUUUACAACUCCCUUUUUUGUUGUUAUAUUUUAUACACAGAAUAGAUCUUUUUUCUAACACACAUUUGAACUGAAUAACAGACUUAAAGAAAGCCUUUGUUCACAUUACUAUUUACUUAUUGUGUUUGGGGGAAAAUAUGAGGGAUUGAUUUUAAAUAAAAAGCAUUCCAUCUUUCAUUUAAUAUCAAUAUCAAAAGAAGAAGACAAACAUCUAUCUUUCUCAUCUAUAUUUAAGUACCUUUUUGUAAUGUAGUAUCAAAGUAUUUUAGGUAUUGCAAAAUUUUACAAAUCAUUUGUGGAAUGAAUGGUAAAACUAAUCUGAUGAAGUGGAAAAUUAUUCUGCAAUAUUGUAAUUCAUAGUUUGACUUUUCAUAAGCAAAUAAAUCCUUAGGAUGUAAUCAGGACUUCAAAUGUGUAAUUAAAUUUUCUUUUAAAAAAUCUAUUAAAUUGCAAGAUUUGAAUACUUCUUGCAUUCUGAGCUGACCAGCCCAUGUUAGUCCAAAAAUUUGUAUUUCACUACCUUUAAAAAUAUUUUGAGUGAUGACAAAGAAAGUUUCUUUUUUUUAACACCCAAACACAUACACAUAAUGUUGUGACCAUUUGAAAAAUAGGAUGAAAAAUUCUUUUAUUUCUACUCUACUUUAAAACAUAUAAUUCUGAAGAUACUAAAGAAUUACUUGAGACUAUAGAGCUGAAAAUGUGCAGUCUUUAAUGUUUUUUAGGCUUCCCUUCAAGUGAUCCAAGGGUGAAAUAUAUGUGAGUGAAAUUAUCAGAUGGGUUAUUUUAUUUUUACUUAACUCUGAAUUUUUAUUAAAAAUUCCCAAAUAAUGUUUAAGAUAACAAUGUACAAAUUUUUAAAUAAUGACACCAAAAAGAUUAACUGGUGCCUUCUAGAAUCCCAAUACAGCAACAGCCCCUUCAAGAAAUUUAGAUAUAUACACAAUUAAUGCUCAUUAUUAAAAGAGAAAGACCUGGGACUAAUGAUGUUUUAAAUGCUUUGCACAUGUUAACUAAUUCAAUCAUUUAACAACUCUAUUGGAGGAGGUAUUAUUAUUAUCUCAUUCUACAGAUGAGAAUGUUGAAGCUAAGAGAUGUUAAAGAAUUUCCCCAAGGCUAUACACAUACUAAGAUGGUGAAGAUGUAAGAAAAUAAUCUGUAACUUCCCUGCUAUGGUGACCAUUUCCAUGACUUUGGCAUCUUUUAGAUAACACUGGGGGAAUCUGAGGCUUUGAAAAAAUUAUAGGAGUGAAGAAAAAGCAUUGAACUGGAAGUCAAAGACUUCACUGGAGAUAUGGUGACCAGAUGACUUUAAAGUUCUCAAUUAGUCUUUUGACUCCUUUGACUGUAAAAUUAGGAGAUGAGGUCAGCUGAUCAUCAAGGUACCUUUUAACACAAACAUUCCAUCCUAGGUAUGUGGAAGGAGGAAUGAAUACCAUUUGCUAACCUUUGGAGCACAGGUCUGAUCCUCAAACAGAAUCUGUAUAUAUUAAUCUAUGGAUUAAAAAACAGCUUUUCUAUUGA